AUGGCAAGCCUUACGACCGUCACAGCAGAAGCAGCAGCAGCAGCGCGCGGCGGCCCCGAUAACUCCCUCUUCCGCUACCGCGGCGUGCGGCAGCGCACGUGGGGGAAGUGGGUGGCGGAGAUCCGCGAACCGCGGCGCAAGGUGCGCUUGUGGCUCGGCUCCUUCGUCUCCGCGGAGCAAGCCGCGCGGGCGUACGACCGCGCGGCGCGGAAGCUGUACGGCGCGGACGCCGUGCUCAACUUCCCCCCCGCGCCUGCCGCAGCGCCUGCGCCGAACGGGGGAUCAUGUUCCCCCUCCGCCAGCGCCAAGAAACUCAAAUCGUCCGUCCCGAGCGCCGCCGCGAGUGGCGGAAGUCGAGUCGGCCCCGUCGCGGCCUCCCCCCAUUCCCCGUCCCCCUUCAGCCUGCUACCAGCUCUCCAGUCGCUUACGGCGAAGCUUCCUGGAACGAUCUCGGCAACUUCUGCUUGGUCAAGUCAGAGGACGCAAGUAGGCGAGGUGGUAGGAGCGAUGCAGACACUACCGCCAUUCAGUCUGCCUGCUUCUGCUCCGUUGGGAACGCCCCUGUGGCAUCAGCCGCCUGCCGUCCCUGCUGCUCCAGAACCUAUGCAGCCGUCUGCAGCGAACUCAUCAGCACCGCACUCGACUGCAUCGCACCUGUCCACACCACAAUCGUCAGCACCGUACCCACCAGCAAGCUCGCUCCCAGCACCGCGUAGCCCCCAGCAUAUUCUCCUGGAGCAUUACAUAAAGCUCUCCAAGUGCCACGUGGCAAUGGAGGGCUGUGACUCUGCAGCCGCCCCUGCCACGUCACCUGGCUCGGUCCAGGUGAAAUCAGAAGAGGGAUCAGGCAUAUCAGUGGCACCUGCGGGAGAGUCUCUGGGCGUUCAGGGGGAAGGGAUCGAGGCAGCAUUGGAGGAGAUGCAUGGGGUGAGUGAGAAGAGCUGCUUGGGUCCAGGAAAACGGGGGCGAUGCGAGGAGGACUGCGGUGGAGAUGGGUCCGGUGCUUUGCAGGGUGAUGUGGAUGAUGGUUCUACCAUGAAACGCAUGUGCCUGCGGGGCAAUGGAAGCGAGGCGAAAGAGAGUGAGGUUUCGGAAGGGAUGGACUGCAGCGACAGCAGCGGCAGCAGCAGCAUAGUUGUUGAAGAGGGUGAGAAUGCUGGAGAGAUGAGCCCCGGUAGCAAUAGCUCUUGGGGAGAGUGUGGGGCUGAGCUAGUCUCCCUGGGGUCUGAUGCGGCGGAUUUUCAGCUCGAGGGAGACGUUUGGGGAUUGGAGGGGUUGGAAUCGCUGCUCCCCGGACUUAACGAUUUGUUUCCGGUCAGACCGUCGGCGACGGACGACGAGGAGAGCAUUCUUUUCUGGCCCGGGCAGCGCGUGCGCGCGAGUUACGCGAGCAUCUUCCGCCGCGGCCAAUGGCUGAAGGGCACGUGGAAGCAGUCGCGCAUGGAGGCCACGGUGGCAGUCGUCGAACCCGGAACGGCCCUCGUUCAGUGGAUCACGGGGAAACAGCUCAGCAGCGGCGCCGGCGGAAGCGGCGGCGGCGACGGCGGAAGCGGUGGCGGGGACGGGGCCAGCAGGGACAGCGGCGGGGAUAGCGGCGUGGUUGAGGGGGAAGAGACCGGCGGGGAUGGGGAACCGGGGAGCAACGGCAACGGAAGAAACGGCAAGAAGGGAAGCGCGGCUAAAGGGGAAAAGGCUACGGGCGCGGGGGGCGCGGGCGGGGCGAAAGGGCCUCCGCCGGACGAGGGCGUGGAGCGGGCGCCAAUGGUGGUGCGCACGUGCACCCACGUGGCUGUCACGUGGCAGGACGGGCGCGAGGAGAGGGGCAUUGACGCGUGGCCGUGGGGGCGAGUGGGGUACGUGAGAACAGUGGAUUACAAGCAGCGCACUGCCAUCGUGGCCUGGGCUAGGGCUAACGGGGGACGCAGGGCGGGAGAUUUGGGUGAAAAUGGGAAGGAUGGGGAUGGAGGGGCGGGGAGAAGGGAGGGUGGGGGUGCGGCGGGGUGGGGUGGGGUGGUGGAGUUUCAGGAGGAGUUGGCUGCGGUGUACGAGUUGGCGGAGCAUCCAGACUGGAAUUUUAGGCUUGGGGACGUUGUUGUUAGGCUGGAGGCAGAGGGAGGAGGGGAGACAGGGAGGGAGGCAGGGGAAAAGGCAGGGGAGGAGGCAGGGAAGGAGAAGGGAGAGGAGAAGGAAGGAGCAGGAGAGGAAAGGGUGGAUGAUAAGGGAGGGGACGGUGGGAAAAGGGAGGGAGGAAAGGAGGGGAGUGAAGUGAGGGAGGAUGAUGAGGCUGAGAAAGAAGAGGAGAAAGAGGAGCAGGAGGGGGAGGAGAAGGAGGAAGAGGAAGAGGAGGAAGAAGAGGAGGAAGGGGAAGAGGAGGAGGGAGCAGAUGAUUGGGAGGAGGCGGAGGAGGGAGAGGAGGGGGAUGGUGGGGAUGCGUGUGAAGGGGGCGUGGAUGCAUCAUGGGUGGGCGAGGUCACUGCCAUGCGCCAUGGGCUGCUCACUGUCGCAUGGGCUGAUGGCUCCAUAUCUCAGAAGCGGCGGCAGGAGGGCGAGGGGCAGGAGGAGGAGGAGGAGGAGGAGGAGGAGGAGGAGGAGGAGGAGGAGGAGGAGGAGGAGGAGGAGGAGGAGGAGGAGGAGGAGGAGGAGGAGGAGGAGGAGGAGGAGGAGGAGGAGGAGGAGGAGCUGGGGCAGGGGCAGUAG
Closterium sp. Naga37s-1 is the source of this 2697-nucleotide messenger RNA. Lineage: Eukaryota; Viridiplantae; Streptophyta; Zygnematophyceae; Desmidiales; Closteriaceae. The record is from the annotation of a GenBank genome assembly.